Capra hircus (goat) is the source of this 10740-nucleotide messenger RNA. It is a transcript of the gene ITPR2, whose product is annotated as inositol 1,4,5-trisphosphate receptor type 2. The transcript has 57 exons. The coding region runs from base 28 to 8133 and encodes 2701 amino acids. Gene Ontology annotation, cellular component: endoplasmic reticulum; membrane. The record is from RefSeq and is a predicted model, not a curated record. Gene Ontology annotation, biological process: calcium ion transmembrane transport. Lineage: Eukaryota; Metazoa; Chordata; Mammalia; Artiodactyla; Bovidae. Gene Ontology annotation, molecular function: inositol 1,4,5-trisphosphate-gated calcium channel activity; inositol 1,4,5 trisphosphate binding.
GACGUCUUCUUCGGAGCAUGAAGCAGCAUGUCCGAUAAAAUGUCCAGCUUCCUCUAUAUAGGGGACAUCGUGUCCCUGUACGCGGAGGGUUCGGUCAACGGUUUCAUCAACACGCUGGGACUGGUGGAUGACCGAUGUGUGGUGCACCCAGAAGCAGGGGACCUUGCCAACCCUCCCAAGAAGUUCCGAGACUGCCUCUUUAAGGUGUGCCCUAUGAACCGAUAUUCUGCUCAGAAGCAAUAUUGGAAAGCCAAGCAAGCUAAACAAGGCAACCACACAGAGGCGGCCUUGCUGAAGAAGUUACAGCAUGCUGCAGAACUGGAACAAAAACAAAAUGAAUCAGAGAAUAAGAAGCUAUUGGGAGAAAUUGUGAAAUACAGUAAUGUUAUACAACUACUGCAUAUAAAAAGCAACAAGUAUCUGACUGUCAACAAGAGGUUACCUGCUUUACUGGAGAAGAAUGCCAUGCGCGUGUCCUUGGAUGCUGCGGGAAAUGAAGGGUCUUGGUUUUAUAUUCAUCCCUUCUGGAAGCUGAGAAGCGAGGGCGACAAUAUUGUUGUUGGAGAUAAAGUUGUAUUGAUGCCCGUGAAUGCAGGACAGCCACUGCAUGCCAGCAACAUAGAACUACUCGAUAAUCCAGGGUGUAAAGAGGUGAAUGCUGUUAAUUGCAACACUAGCUGGAAAAUCACUUUAUUCAUGAAAUACAGUUCCUAUCGAGAAGAUGUACUAAAAGGAGGUGAUGUUGUUCGAUUGUUCCAUGCGGAACAAGAGAAGUUUCUGACUUGUGAUGAAUAUGAGAAAAAACAGCAUAUUUUCCUUCGUACAACCUUGCGUCAGUCAGCCACUUCUGCAACCAGCUCUAAAGCACUCUGGGAAAUAGAGGUAGUUCAUCAUGAUCCAUGCCGUGGGGGUGCAGGACAGUGGAACAGCUUGUUCAGAUUUAAACAUCUUGCAACCGGGAACUAUUUAGCUGCGGAGCUUAACCCUGAUUAUCGAGAUGCCCAAAAUGAAGGGAAAAAUGUGAGAGAUGGAGAUCUUCCAGCUUCAAAGAAGAAACGCCAGGCAGGGGAGAAGAUCAUGUACACUUUGGUUUCAGUCCCGCAUGGAAAUGACAUUGCGUCGCUUUUCGAACUGGAUGCCACGACUCUUCAGAGAGCGGACUGCCUGGUUCCAAGGAACUCAUAUGUUCGGUUAAGACAUUUAUGUACAAACACGUGGGUAACCAGUACUAGCAUCCCCAUAGACACGGAUGAAGAGAGGCCUGUUAUGUUGAAGAUUGGAACUUGCCAAACGAAAGAAGAUAAAGAAGCAUUUGCCAUUGUGUCUGUCCCACUGUCCGAGGUCCGAGACUUAGACUUUGCCAACGAUGCAAAUAAAGUGCUGGCAACUACAGUUAAAAAGCUGGAAAAUGGCACAAUAACCCAGAAUGAAAGGAGGUUUGUAACCAAGUUACUGGAAGACCUUAUCUUCUUCGUUGCUGAUGUACCUAACAAUGGACAAGACGUUCUAGACGUGCUUAUCACCAAGCCAAACCGAGAACGUCAGAAGUUAAUGAGGGAACAAAACAUAUUGGCGCAGGUAUUUGGGAUUCUUAAAGCACCCUUUAAGGAGAAAGCAGGAGAAGGCUCAAUGUUGAGACUUGAAGAUCUGGGGGAUCAAAGAUACGCCCCCUAUAAGUACAUGCUGAGGCUGUGCUACCGUGUGCUGAGACAUUCACAGCAGGACUACCGGAAAAAUCAGGAAUACAUUGCUAAGAAUUUCUGUGUCAUGCAGUCCCAGAUCGGCUAUGAUAUUUUGGCAGAAGAUACCAUCACAGCUUUGUUGCACAACAACAGAAAACUACUAGAGAAACACAUUACAGCAAAAGAAAUAGAAACAUUUGUUAGUUUACUCAGGAGAAAUCGAGAGCCAAGGUUUUUGGAUUAUUUAUCAGAUCUGUGUGUGUCUAAUACCACCGCGAUACCCGUGACUCAAGAACUCAUCUGCAAAUUUAUGUUGAGCCCAGGCAAUGCAGACAUUCUCAUUCAAACCAAACUGGUCUCAAUGCAAGGAGACAACCCCAUGGAGAGUGCCAUCCUUUCAGAUGACAUUGAUGAGGAAGAAGUUUGGCUCUACUGGAUUGACAGCAACAAGGAACCUCAUGGCAAAGCUAUUAGGCACCUUGCCCAGGAGGCAAAGGAGGGCACCAAGGCUGAUUUGGAAGUCCUUACCUAUUACAGGUACCAGCUAAAUCUCUUUGCAAGGAUGUGCUUGGAUCGCCAGUAUCUGGCCAUAAACCAGAUUUCUACACAGCUCUCUGUUGAUUUGAUCCUGCGAUGUAUGUCAGAUGAGAGCCUGCCUUUUGACCUCCGAGCAUCUUUCUGUCGCCUCAUGCUCCACAUGCACGUUGACCGGGAUCCCCAGGAGUCCGUGGUGCCUGUCCGCUAUGCCCGGCUCUGGACAGAAAUCCCCACGAAGAUCACAAUUCAUGAAUAUGAUUCUAUAACAGACUCUUCCAGAAAUGACAUGAAGAGGAAAUUUGCACUGACAAUGGAAUUUGUUGAAGAAUACUUGAAAGAAGUUGUAAAUCAGCCUUUUCCUUUUGGAGAUAAAGAAAAAAACAAACUGACAUUUGAGGUGGUUCACUUGGCUCGGAAUCUUAUAUACUUUGGAUUUUACAGUUUCAGUGAAUUGUUAAGGCUAACAAGGACUCUUCUGGCUAUCUUGGAUAUUGUCCAGGCCCCCAUGUCAUCAUAUUUUGAAAGAUUAAGCAAAUAUCAAGAUGGAGGGAACAAUGUCAUGAGAACCAUCCAUGGGGUGGGAGAGAUGAUGACCCAGAUGGUGCUCAGCAGAGGCUCUAUCUUCCCCAUGAGUGUGCCUGACAUUCAGCCCAGCCUGCACCCCAGCAAGCAGGGGAGCCCCACUGAUCACGAGGACGUCACCGUCAUGGACACCAAGCUGAAGAUCAUUGAGAUUUUACAGUUUAUCUUGAGUGUCAGACUAGAUUAUAGGAUCUCCUAUAUGCUGUCAAUAUAUAAGAAGGAAUUCGGGGAGAACAAUGGAAAUGCCGAAACGUCCACCAAUGGCUCUCCUGAUACUCUGCUGCCAUCAGCUAUUGUUCCUGAUAUAGAUGAAAUUGCAGCUCAGGCAGAAACUAUGUUUGCUGGAAGAAAGGAGAAAAAUCCAGUUCAACUGGAUGACGAAGGAGGCAGGACGUUUUUACGGGUCCUCAUUCAUCUGAUCAUGCAUGACUACCCGCCUCUGCUAUCAGGAGCCCUGCAGCUGCUGUUCAAGCACUUCAGCCAGAGAGCGGAAGUUUUACAGGCAUUUAAACAGGUGCAGUUGCUGGUGUCUAAUCAGGAUGUAGAUAACUACAAGCAGAUCAAAGCAGAUCUAGACCAGCUUCGACUUACUGUAGAGAAAUCGGAGUUAUGGGUUGAGAAGAGCAGCAGCUAUGAGAAUGGAGAAAUGGGUGAAAAUCAAGUAAAAGGUGGUGAAGAGCCAAUUGAGGACUCAAACAUUUUAAGUCCAGUGCAAGAUGGAACAAAGAAACCUCAGAUUGACAGCAAUAAGAGCAACAACUAUCGGAUUGUAAAGGAGAUUUUGAUUAGGCUCAGUAAACUCUGCGUCCAGAACAAAAAGUGUCGCAAUCAACAUCAACGAUUACUGAAAAAUAUGGGAGCCCAUUCAGUGGUGUUGGAUCUGCUGCAGAUACCGUAUGAAAAGAACGAUGAGAAGAUGAAUGAAGUAAUGAAUCUGGCUCACACAUUCCUGCAGAAUUUCUGUCGGGGAAAUCCACAGAAUCAAGUUCUCCUCCAUAAACAUCUGAAUUUGUUCUUAACCCCUGGUCUCCUUGAAGCAGAAACCGUGCGGCACAUCUUCAUGAACAAUUACCAUCUGUGCAAUGAAAUUAGCGAGAGGGUUGUCCAGCACUUUGUGCACUGCAUCGAGACACACGGCCGCCACGUGGAGUACCUAAGGUUUCUGCAGACGAUUGUCAAAGCAGAUGGGAAAUACGUGAAGAAAUGCCAGGAUAUGGUAAUGACCGAGUUGAUAAAUGGGGGUGAAGAUGUGCUGAUAUUUUACAAUGAUAGAGCAUCAUUUCCCAUCCUUCUUCAUAUGAUGUGUUCAGAGAGAGACCGAGGGGAUGAGAGUGGCCCCUUAGCCUACCACAUCACCCUUGUGGAGUUGCUGGCAGCAUGCACAGAGGGGAAAAAUGUCUACACUGAAAUCAAGUGCAAUUCCCUUCUGCCCCUGGACGACAUAGUGAGGGUGGUGACCCAUGAUGACUGCAUCCCUGAGGUUAAAAUUGCUUAUGUGAAUUUUGUUAAUCACUGUUACGUUGACACUGAAGUGGAAAUGAAAGAAAUCUACACAAGUAACCACAUUUGGAAAUUAUUUGAGAACUUCUUGGUGGAUAUGGCAAGGGUUUGCAACACAACCACAGACAGGAAGCAUGCAGACACCUUUUUGGAGAAGUGUGUUACUGAGUCAAUAAUGAACAUUGUGAGCGGCUUCUUUAAUUCACCCUUUUCAGACAACAGUACCAGCCUCCAGACACAUCAGCCAGUUUUUAUUCAGUUGCUCCAGUCUGCCUUCAGAAUUUAUAAUUGCACCUGGCCAAAUCCCUCCCAGAAAGCCUCAGUGGAGUCCUGUAUCAGAACUUUGGCUGAAGUAGCAAAGAAUCGUGGAAUUGCCAUUCCAGUGGAUUUGGACAGCCAAGUAAAUACUCUUUUCAUGAAGAGUCAUUCAAACAUGGUGCAGAGAGCAGCCAUGGGCUGGAGACUAUCAGCUCGCUCUGGACCACGCUUUAAGGAAGCUCUUGGAGGGCCUUCUUGGGAUUACAGAAAUAUUAUUGAAAAGUUACAGGAUGUAGUGGCCUCCUUGGAGCAACAGUUCAGCCCGAUGAUGCAGGCUGAAUUCUCAGUGUUGGUUGAUGUCUUGUACAGCCCAGAACUGCUGUUUCCUGAGGGAAGCGACGCGAGAAUAAGAUGUGGCGCUUUCAUGUCGAAGUUGAUUAAUCAUACAAAGAAACUGAUGGAAAAAGAAGAAAAAUUGUGCAUUAAAAUUCUUCAGACUUUACGAGAAAUGCUAGAGAAGAAAGACAGCUUUGUGGAAGAGGGUAAUACAUUAAGAAAAAUCCUCCUGAAUCGAUACUUUAAAGGUGAUUAUGGAGUCUCUAUAAAUGGACACCUCUCUGGAACCUACUGCAAAACUGCACAAGGAGGAGGAAGCUUUUCUGGGCAAGAUUCAGAUAAGAUGGGGAUAUCCAUGUCAGAUAUUCAGUGUCUCCUGGAUAAAGAAGGUGCAUCUGAACUUGUCAUCGAUGUCAUAGUGAAUACCAAAAAUGACAGAAUUUUUUCAGAAGGCAUCUUACUUGGCAUUGCCUUGCUGGAAGGAGGAAACACACAAACUCAGUAUUCCUUCUACCAGCAGUUACAUGAACAAAAAAAAUCGGAAAAAUUCUUCAAAGUUCUCUACGACCGAAUGAAGGCUGCUCAGAAAGAGAUAAGAUCAACAGUGACAGUUAACACCAUCGACUUAGGUAACAAAAAAAGGGAUGAAGACACAGAGCUGAUGACAUCUGGCCCACGGAUGAGAGUAAGAGAUUCAUCAUUACAUUUAAAAGAGGGAAUGAAAGGGCAGUUAACGGAAGCUUCUUCAGCCACAUCCAAAGCAUACUGUGUAUACAGAAGAGAAAUGGAUCCAGAAAUAGACAUCAUGUGUGCAGGACCUGAAGCAGGAAAUGCCGAGGACAAGUCCACCGAGGAAGUAACAAUGAGCCCUGCCAUUGCCAUCAUGCAGCCAAUUUUGAGGUUUCUGCAGUUACUCUGUGAGAAUCACAACCGGGAGCUGCAGCACUUCCUGAGGAAUCAAAACAACAAAACAAAUUACAACCUUGUCUGUGAGACCCUUCAGUUUUUGGAUUGCAUUUGUGGAAGUACAACAGGGGGCCUGGGACUCUUGGGUCUCUACAUCAACGAGAAGAAUGUAGUGCUGGUCAACCAGACUCUGGAGAGCUUGACUGAGUAUUGCCAAGGUCCAUGCCAUGAAAAUCAGACGUGUAUAGCUACUCAUGAAUCUAAUGGAAUUGAUAUCAUCAUUGCUUUGAUUCUAAAUGACAUAAACCCUCUUGGUAAAUAUCGAAUGGACCUGGUGCUCCAGCUAAAGAACAAUGCCUCCAAGCUUUUGCUGGCCAUCAUGGAAAGCAGGCAUGACAGCGAGAAUGCAGAAAGGAUUCUUUUCAACAUGAGACCCAGAGAACUGGUGGAUGUGAUGAAGAAUGCCUAUAACCAAGGAUUGGAAUGCGAUCAUGGGGAUGAUGAGGGCGGAGAUGAUGAUGUUUCCCCAAAGGAUGUUGGACACAAUAUCUAUAUCCUGGCCCAUCAGUUGGCCCGCCACAACAAACUUUUACAGCAGAUGCUCAAACCAGGAUCCGAUCCAGAUGAUGGCGACGAAGCCUUGAAGUAUUAUGCCAACCAUACCGCACAGAUUGAGAUCGUUCGGCAUGACAGGACAAUGGAGCAAAUAGUGUUUCCUGUCCCCAAUAUAUGUGAAUACCUCACACGAGAAUCCAAGUGUCGCGUAUUCAACACCACAGAGAGGGAUGAGCAGGGAAGUAAAGUGAAUGACUUUUUCCAGCAAACUGAAGAUCUCUACAAUGAGAUGAAGUGGCAGAAGAAAAUCAGGAGUAAUCCUGCCCUGUUCUGGUUCUCAAGGCAUAUUUCUCUUUGGGGGAGCAUCUCCUUCAACCUGGCUGUGUUCAUCAACUUAGCUGUGGCUCUCUUCUACCCAUUUGGGGACGAUGGAGAUGAAGGUACUCUUUCACCGUUGUUCUCAAUUCUACUUUGGAUAGCAGUGGCAAUCUGCACAUCUAUGCUGUUUUUCUUCUCCAAGCCUGUGGGUAUUCGGCCAUUUCUUGUGUCAAUAAUGCUGAGAUCAAUAUAUACAAUAGGUCUUGGGCCUACGUUAAUACUUCUUGGUGCAGCAAAUCUUUGUAAUAAAAUAGUGUUUCUGGUGAGCUUUGUUGGAAAUCGUGGUACGUUCACCCGAGGCUACCGAGCGGUCAUCCUGGAUAUGGCCUUUCUCUACCAUGUGGCGUAUGUCCUGGUUUGCAUGCUGGGCCUCUUUGUCCAUGAAUUCUUCUAUAGCUUCCUGCUUUUUGAUUUGGUUUAUAGAGAAGAGACUCUGCUCAAUGUCAUAAAAAGUGUCACACGGAACGGCCGAUCCAUUAUUCUAACUGCGGUUCUUGCCCUCAUCCUUGUCUACCUGUUUUCCAUUAUUGGGUUCCUUUUUCUGAAGGAUGACUUCACUAUGGAGGUGGAUAGGCUGAAAAACAGAACUCCCAUCACAGGUAGUAAUGCAGUUCCUACGAUGACUUUAACUUCAAUCCUGAGCACGUGCGAAAAGGACAAUUGCUCACCUACAAUACCAGCUUCAAAUACAGCUGAUGAGGAAUAUGAAGAUGGGAUUGAAAGGACGUGUGACACUCUUCUAAUGUGCAUUGUGACUGUCCUGAACCAGGGCCUCAGGAAUGGUGGAGGCGUGGGCGACGUGCUGAGAAGACCAUCGAAAGAUGAGCCCUUGUUUGCUGCCCGUGUGAUAUAUGACCUUCUUUUUUAUUUCAUUGUCAUCAUUAUUGUUCUGAACUUGAUUUUUGGGGUUAUCAUUGAUACUUUUGCUGAUCUCAGAAGUGAAAAACAGAAAAAAGAAGAAAUUCUAAAGACCACGUGCUUCAUCUGUGGACUCGAGAGGGACAAGUUUGAUAAUAAAACGGUUUCUUUUGAGGAACACAUCAAGUCAGAACACAAUAUGUGGCAUUAUUUGUACUUCCUAGUCCUGGUGAAGGUGAAAGACCCAACUGAAUAUACCGGACCUGAAAGUUACGUGGCUCAGAUGAUUGUGGAGAAGAAUUUGGACUGGUUUCCUCGGAUGCGAGCCAUGUCCCUUGUUAGCAAUGAAGGUGACAGUGAGCAAAACGAGAUUCGGAACCUGCAGGAGAAGCUGGAGUCAACCAUGAGUCUGGUCAAACAGCUGUCCGGCCAGCUGGCGGAGCUCAAGGAGCAGAUGACAGAACAAAGGAAGAAUAAGCAGAGACUGGGCUUUCUCGGAUCAAACACACCCCAUGUGAACCAUCACAUGCCACCACACUGAUACCAUGGGGGCAGCCGUGACUAGCCUUUCAUCAGUGUGCUGCCUGAUCACUGAAUAAAGAACUGAGACGGAGGGGAGUGAACAGUGCCUAUUGUUGAAAAGUUAAAAACAACCAAGUGCCAAGAUGUUGAGUGGUUUAGCUCGGAGAACAAUUUUUAACUGUGUUUUUCAUGGUUGAGAAGACCAAACUUAAAAUGCAGCCGCUAGAAAGCACACAUCACGCAUUCUUAAUGCAAAGUGAAGCCGCUUGCUCCAGUGGACAGUGAGAGGAGGGGGGAGGCAGGGGGGAAGGAGAUGCAGGGCAGAGAGAACUACCUUUGGCUGAAUCGAUAAGGGUCUGUUUUGUCUUUAAUGCUCACUGCAACCUUUGUCAUGAUUGGUUGGAAUGUCUUUCUUUUAAUUAUGGCAUCUGGGUCAGUGAUACAGGAAGUCAUAUUUUGGUGGCUAAGUUUUACUAAGGGAAAUAACUAAAAAGAUUAAAAAUGAGAGCUGCAAAUAAAAAAUGUUAAUGCUUCCAAAUCGUAGCUAUCACAGGCAAUUUCCUUAUUUAUAACAUGGAACACAAUGGAUUUAUGGCCCUAGGAACUAGUGCUUUGGAGCUUAUGUCCCUCAGCUGACAACACGACUGGAAUAUGAUUGCUUUCUCCCAGAUUCAGAGGGACUCUCGUCAAUACAGAGCACAAAAGGAGGCUUUCAUAUAAUUUGUUAACAUCAUGUUUCAAAUCAUGUAGAGACUAAGACUAUCAAAGAUUUGGGAACAAAAAAGCUGACAGUAAGCCCCAGAGAAGAAUUUUUUGAGAACGUAUGUGUGCUAUUGAAAUACAUUGAGAUUAAUGUAAAAUGCUUAAAGGUGACAGGAAAUACAGAGAAACUUAUGAUGGUGGCAUUGCCUUUUAUAAAUAUGGAGUAAAAGCUAUUUGAUUCAUGUUUGCUGUGCUUAAGAACUGAGUGGUUUUAUUUAUUCUAUUCCUGCAGUUAGGAAAACAAUCCAAGAAAUGUAUUGAAUACUCCAGAAAAUACAACGUUUCAAUUGUAUAUUUUAAACUCUAUAAGUAAGAGCUCUGCAAAAGGUAAAAAGAUAAUAAUCUCUUUCUCAAAUUGUUUUUAUGUUAAAUUAUGCAACCAGAAUUUGUAGAGGGAGAAAAUAACCUGCCAUGCCUGUGUUAGUCUCAGAGACUAUGUCUUUAGAAUGCUAAAGCAAAAUUCACAUCAUGAAAGUGUUAGGAGAACCGCCAUAUGGUGAGAGAGCAAGGCACUGACACCAGACUCUGGGAGGUGCUCAGCAAGCUGACCUUUUCUGGUUGCUGCCCCCAAAAGAACGAAAUAUUGCCUUUUAAACUCUCGUGUUAUUACCACCAAGGUUUAAGGUCUGGACAGGAUUCGCUAUGCCCCUUUUUAAAGCUUUUGGAUUAUUGGAAUGUAGUUUUAAGCUAUUGGCUUCUAAAAUUCUCUAAUCACGGUCUAGGAAGAUGAUAAAGGAUGCCCAAAACCAUCCUUCUUCCACACCCCAUUAAAAUGUAGACUUGCAGGAAAGCUGUGGAAACCCAGAGCAGUGAAUUUUUGAACUGAAUCUGCUGAUAACAUGCCCCUCUCCAAAUAACUCCCCAAGUUAAAAAUUCCUCACUCUGAUGUGAUAGUAUUUUUCUGGACUGGUCCCUGAAGGAUCACGAUCAAGUGAUACUCAGAAACUGAGCUAUAUGCAACACAGCCUAGGACCCAGUGGGCAUUCAGUGAAUAUAUGAGAAAUUCUACAUCAUUCAGUCCUAAUGCUUCACUAAAACUUUAAACCAUAUCACAUUUUGAUUUUUAAAUGACUUCACCAAAACUGAAGUAGACCAAAGCAGCCAUUUUUAAAAAAACCACAAAAUAAGGCCCUUCUUGUUAUUAACAGUAUUAGAUGAAAAGUACCCUUUUAAAGUAUUUUAAUUAGGCAGGCAGAGAGUUUCACAGGCAGGGUAAAGUAGUAAAUACUGGCUAUAUUGCAGUGUCAGAACCUAUCUCUGUUUAGCACAAGCUAACAUGAUUCUGAUGGAUGUCCCAGCAUCAAGAAAAAAAAAUUAGUUUGUACAGAUGAGAGCAACCUGUCAGAUGAACUACCUACUUUUUUCUUACACGUUUUUUUUUUUAGGGAAAAUGAGUCAUUGGAUAUGUACCUGCUAUCAAGAAAUGGCCUAACCUCUCCAGCCACUGUGGAGUGGCAAGUCACCGUAUCACAGUGUGUUCUCUCCUCUGAGAAGUAUUCAGAAGGGAUUGCAACUAACCAGACUCUUAUUUAAUCAAAAUUGAAAUAUUGCUCAGUUGUGUUUCUCUUCUUUCCUUCCUCAAUACUUUGAGGUUAUUAAAGUAAAAUAAACGAAAGCAAACAAAAGAGGCAGCUUUCAGGCUAUUAAAUUCAUGAUGAAACAGAUAAUCAUGACAUUCACUAUAAAUUUAUAUUUGUUUUAUAUAUGUGUGUUAAUGCAACUGGAAUAUUUGACCUAAACAAGUGUCAAUUAACAUUCUCAUAUUUAUAUAGUGAUAUUAAAAUAAGUACAAUCAUCUUUGAUUUUGAUGUUGAGAGAAAUGUUUUACUGUUUAGUUAUUAAAACCCAUAUUGGCUUAAAAGUA